Molecule: messenger RNA, 1354 nt
Organism: Psammomys obesus (fat sand rat)
Lineage: Eukaryota; Metazoa; Chordata; Mammalia; Rodentia; Muridae
Product: hornerin-like
Exons: 1
Biological process (GO): establishment of skin barrier
Cellular component (GO): cornified envelope; keratohyalin granule
Source: RefSeq, a predicted model, not a curated record
AGCUCUCACUCUGGUCAGUCUUCCCACUAUGGCACAGGCAACUCAGGGUCAAGCCAGUCUUCUCACCAUAGGAGACACAGCUCUGGCUCAGGACAGCCUUCUGGUUUAGGUCAGUAUGGCUCUACAUCAGGACAGGCUUCUGGCUCCAGCAGGCAAGGAUCUGGACAAGGUCAGUCAUCUAGUACCGGACAAUAUGGUGCUUCAUCAGGACAGUCUUCAGGCUGUGGCUCAGGUCAGUCCACUAGCUAUGGACAACAAGGGUCAUCAGGAACAUGUCAGUCAUCUAGUCACAGGCCAGGCCGGUCUAGCUCAUCGGAGUCUUUUGGCUCCCAACAGUAUGGGUCUGGCUCAAGAGGAGCUUCUGGCUUCAGUCAACAUGGAUCUGGGCAAAGCCAGUCUUCUUGUGGCGGGCAGCAUGGUUCUUUCUCUGGACAGUCAGCAGGCUCUAGUCAACAUGGAUCUUGUUGUGGUCAGUCCUCUAGCUAUGGUCAGCAGGAAUCUCGCUCAGGUCAGUCUCCCAGCUUUGGCCAGCAGAGCUCUCACUCUGGUCAGUCUUCCCACUAUGGCACAGGCAACUCAGGGUCAAGCCAGUCUUCUCACCAUAGGAGACACAGCUCUGGCUCAGGACAGCCUUCUGGUUUAGGUCAGUAUGGCUCUACAUCAGGACAGGCUUCUGGCUCCAGCAGGCAAGGAUCUGGACAAGGUCAGUCAUCUAGUACCGGACAAUAUGGUGCUUCAUCAGGACAGUCUUCAGGCUGUGGCUCAGGUCAGUCCACUAGCUAUGGACAACAAGGGUCAUCAGGAACAUAUCAGUCAUCUAGUCACAGGCCAGGCCGGUCUAGCUCAUCGGAGUCUUUUGGCUCCCAACAGUAUGGGUCUGGCUCAAGAGGAGCUUCUGGCUUCAGUCAACAUGGAUCUGGGCAAAGCCAGUCUUCUUGUGGCGGGCAGCAUGGUUCUUUCUCUGGACAGUCAGCAGGCUCUAGUCAACAUGGAUCUUGUUGUGGUCAGUCCUCUAGCUAUGGUCAGCAGGAAUCUCGCUCAGGUCAGUCUCCCAGCUUUGGCCAGCAGAGCUCUCACUCUGGUCAGUCUUCCCACUAUGGCACAGGCAACUCAGGGUCAAGCCCAUCUUCUAGCCACAGGAGAAGCAGGUCUACAUCACGGGAGUCUUCUGGCUCCCAACGGUAUGGGUCUGGCUCCAGAGGAGCUUCUGGCUUUAGUCAACAUGAAUCUGGGCAAAGCCAGUCUUCUCGUGGUGGCCAGCAUGGUUCUUUCUCUGGGCAGUCAACACAUAGUCAUCAGCAUGGGUCUGGCUCCAGCCAGUCCUCUAGCUAUGGUCAGCAGGAAUCUCGCUCAG